AUGAAGCUUCACAAAGGCUGCAGCACGAGCGACGUGCUAGAGAACUUCGACAAAAAGCUAAACAAAAAUUACAAAAUGUUUGAGGAGGAGACCAUACAGAAAAUGCAUAACGAAUACGAGCACCGGGUGAAGGAGAAGACCAUGGUGAAGGUGAAAAGGAAGGAAGCACUGGGGAAGAAGAGGUCGCACGAUGAGACCAGCGGGGAGCACGAAUCGCAGGAGGAAGCAUUGGACGAUGAAAAAUCAGACCGAAGUGACGAAGCGGAUGAAGCGGAUGAAGCGAAUGAUGUGCACGAUGUGGAUGACGCGAACGAGGCAGAAGAACCGGCCACCUUCCGCGAUCUAAACAUCUGCGAGGAAAUCCUGCAGAGCAUAGAUGAGCUGGGCUGGAAAAAGCCGACCGCCAUCCAACGCAAGAUGCUGCCCUGGGCCUUCCAAAAGAGAGACAUCAUCGGUCUCAGCGAAACAGGCAGCGGAAAAACGGCCUGCUUCAUAAUACCCAUCCUACAGGAACUCAGAGAAAAAAGGCAAAGCUUGUUCGCCCUGGUCAUCUCACCCACCAGGGAACUGUGUAUACAAAUAGCACAGCACUUUCAAGCACUGGGUUCAAAUUUACUUAUAAACAUAUGCACAAUAUUUGGAGGUGUCGAUAUUGUUACUCAGUCUUUAAAUUUAGCCAAAAGACCGAACAUCAUUGUAAGUACCCCAGGGAGGAUACUAGAUCAUCUGAACAACACCAAAGGUUUUAACUUAAAAAAUUUAAAAUACCUCGUAUUUGACGAAGCGGACAAAUUAUUAUCCCUCGACUUUGAGGCCUCCAUUAAUAAGCUCUUACUAAUUCUCCCUGAAAAAAGAAUUACCUUUUUAUUCUCAGCCACAAUGACAAAGAGUGUAGCUAAAUUGAAGAAGGCAUCACUAAAAAAUCCGAUCAAAGUAGAAGUGUCAAAUAAGUACAGCACUGCCAGUACCCUCAUCGAAAAUUAUAUAUUCAUUCCCCUCAAGUACAAAUACACCUACCUCUGUAGCCUCUGCUUCCACUUUUCCUCGAGGUGCAUUAUCAUCUUUGCAAACACAUGUGCGACAGCACAGAAGAUUAAUUUCUUCUGCAGAAAUUUAGGACUCAAGUCUAUAUGCCUGCAUGGCAAAUUAACACAAAAUCAGAGACUCAGUAGUUUGAAUUCUUUUAAAAGCAACCGAUACAAUAUUUUAAUUUCUACACAAGUAGGAGCUAGAGGACUUGAUUUAAAAGAUAUUAAAAUUGUAAUAAACUUUGACCUGUGUUCAUGUAAGGAGUAUAUUCAUAGGGUCGGAAGAACUGCUCGAGCAGGGCGCACAGGGAAAUCCAUCACCUUCGUAACGCAAUAUGAUGUGGAAAAUUUCCUCGCCAUUGAAAAAAUGCUCAACAAAAAAAUUGAAAAAUUUAGUGAGCUCGACGAAAACGACGUGCUCCUAUAUCAGGAGCAAACUGUCGAGGCACUGCGCCUGGCCGAAACAGAAAUGAAGGAAAAUCAGGACCUCUACCGUAGAGGCAAGUUCAAGAAGGCUCGGAGAUGA
This is a messenger RNA of Plasmodium fragile, 1554 nucleotides long. RefSeq lists its product as uncharacterized. Gene Ontology annotation, molecular function: nucleic acid binding; RNA helicase activity; ATP binding. Bases 1 to 1554 code for a protein of 517 amino acids. Lineage: Eukaryota; Apicomplexa; Aconoidasida; Haemosporida; Plasmodiidae. The transcript has a single exon. The record is from RefSeq and is a predicted model, not a curated record.